AUGCAAGCUCAACAUUCAACCUCAUCAUAAAUCAUCCAAUACACAAUGACUAAAAUUGAGGAAAGCUUCUUCGAAAUAGGGAGUCAAAUAGAAGUAAAUUACAUUUUCUACUUUAUAAAAGUUUUCUUUUGCUGAGAUUGAUAAAUUUAUUGACUCUAUUUUUCUUUUUCCCUUUGAAUAAGUGACUCACACAAUUGAAUCUAAACUUGAAUUACCUUAAUUUCCUGAAUUUUCAAUGUCAGAAAUUGAUUACUCAUAACAAAUUCUUGAUAGUUUGAAACCUUUGGUUAAUUAGAUAACCAAAAAUAGAAUUGAAAUUAAAGAGUAAAAAGGUACAUAAACUUUCUUUGAAUAGAAAAUAAUUGAAGAAAAGGAAGAAUCUAAUAAAGAAAAAAAUAUUUUAAAUAUGGAAAUUGAUUCUUAAAAUCAGUAAAUUAAAUAAUCUGAUAGUAUUUUGAAUGAAGUAAAAUGUAUUAAAAAUAUUAUAUCGAAAUAAAAGGAAGUGCUUUAAGUUGAGAAUGAAUAGAAAUAAUUGGAAUAAUAAUUGAUGAUGAAUGAAUAAUUUCAAUUUUAAUUAAUUUAUGAUUCAAGUUAAUAGUUUCUAUAAUGUUACGCAAUAGUGUUCAAUAAAGAUGGAUCAAUUAUGAUUACAGCUGAUUCUAAUUUAAUUAAAAUUUGGAAUUUUGAAUAAGGAAGAUUUAAAUUAUCUAAUUCUUAUACAGGACAUACUAAUCCUAUUUAUUGUUUGGUGUGUAGCAAAAAGACAAAUAACUUUAUUUCUGGUUGUAGUUAUUAUAAAAUAAUCUGUUGGCAAUAAAUUAAUCAGAAUGAGUGGAAAUGCUCAUAACCAUUUUAAUAACAUAGUGAUGGUGUUAAUUGUUUAUUGUUAAAUAAAUAAGAGGAUUAGCUAAUUUCAGGAGGGUUAGAUUAUCAUAUAAUAGUAUGGUAGGUAGAUUUUAUGAAGAAUCAUCUGGCUUAUCUGUAUUCUCUAGAUAAUCAUAGUAAUAGUGUUUGUUCACUCAGUUUUAAUUAAUCUGAAACUUUAUUGGCAUCAUGUGGUUUUCAUGAAUUUAUAAUAUGGGAGAAAGGAUUAUAAGGAAAAUUAAAAUUGAAAUAUAAAUAAGAUGUUUCAAGUGGAUAUAAAAUACAUUUCAUAAAUGAUUAAUAAUUUAUUUGGGUAACUAAAGAUAAGUAAGUAAAUGAUAUUUUAGUAUUUGAAUUAUAGAAUGAAGUCUUUUAAUAGAAUUCUAAUAAAACUAUCACUUUAAUUAACAAUAAUGAAUGUGAUGAUGAUUUCUUAUUUCCAAUAAUCCAUAAUAAAGAUAGAAAUGUGAUAUUGGUCAGACACAAACAUCAUAUCUAUUUGAUUAGAGAAUUAAAAGAUGGCAUAUUUAACAUUCUUGCAUCAUUAAAUUGUUAAACUCCAGAUACAUAUGGAACAAUGACCAAUAAUGGAUAAUAUUUAGUAUUUUGGGAUUAAAAAUAAGAAAAAUACUCAUCAUAUGAGAUAUUAUAUAAAUGA
Molecule: messenger RNA, 1522 nt
Organism: Paramecium primaurelia
Lineage: Eukaryota; Ciliophora; Oligohymenophorea; Peniculida; Parameciidae
Source: the annotation of a GenBank genome assembly